This is a messenger RNA of Ostrea edulis (European flat oyster), 1394 nucleotides long. Its product is annotated as ataxin-7-like protein 3. Gene Ontology annotation, molecular function: transcription coactivator activity. Gene Ontology annotation, cellular component: DUBm complex; SAGA complex. Gene Ontology annotation, biological process: regulation of transcription by RNA polymerase II; positive regulation of DNA-templated transcription. The transcript has 12 exons. Bases 188 to 1165 code for a protein of 325 amino acids. NCBI's taxonomy places the organism in Eukaryota, Metazoa, Mollusca, Bivalvia, Ostreida, Ostreidae. The record is from RefSeq and is a predicted model, not a curated record.
UUUGUUUUCUUCUUUUUUUGUGUGUUUGUCUUUUGUUUGUUUGUUUUAAGAUCUGCAUUUAGUAGUACCCAAGUGCAAGCAGAAGUAUUGAAAUUAUUUUGCUGUGUGAGAUAAAUGACUUUUACACAAUCUAUCGCGCAUUUGUUGUGCGCAUAACUUUAUGGAAAACUUCCUGUAAAUCCAGCUGAUGGACUCGUUGCCGUUUACUCACCUGAACGGUGAUUUAGACCAUGAGACCCUUGCAUCUGAUGUUAUGUAUGAACUGAUUGAUGACGUGACUCUGGGUCUGUGUUUUGAAGUUCAUCGAGCCUGUAAGCACGGAACUUUAUUCCUGGGAGACACUGAUCCCAAGUCACAAAGAGAACAUGAGUUGGUGGAUCGACCAGGAGUGGACGUUUUUGGACAGGUGCCAACAAAGAAACAGUUUGAGUGUGUGUGUCCUAACUGUCAGAGGAAUCUAGCUGCCUCCCGAUUUGCCCCUCACCUUGAGAAAUGUAUGGGGAUGGGGAGAAACAGCUCGCGUAUAGCCAACCGACGACAGGCGGCCAUGGCAAAAGAAAACGAAUCCAGUCGGUUGUCAGUUCUAGGCGAUGACAGCGCAGACGAUGACAAUGACUUGGACUGGAGUUACCAAGUCGACAGAAAAAUCAAAAAAUUAAAAAAGGACAAAAGUACUCAUUCUCCAAGGAGGAACAAAUUCAACAGAUUCCACAGAAAUGGUGACUCCAGUUCUGACAGAUCUGCUACUCCAGAGCCUGGUCUUACAUAUGAACACUUAUCUCAAGAGGAAAGAAAACAGAUCUUAUUUAAUACAUGCGGUGUAAUAUCUGAACAUACCAAAAAAAUGUGUGCCAAAUCUCAGAAAUGCCAUCAACAUACUGACGAUCAGAGAAUGAAAGUCCGCCAGUACCUGUUGGGCCAAUCGGUCAUUGUUGAGGAGGAUGCCACGAUAGACAUCGACAGCCUGGAUGAUGUAGAUAGCAGCCAGUCACUGAGAGACAAUCUUUGGGAUGCUGGAUCCACUGCCUCAUCACCAGCAGAUUCCACAUCCACCAACAAUAGUACAGGGUCCAAGAAGCGAGCAGGAACAAAGAGCUCUAAAUCAAAGAAAAAGAAAAAUAAAUAUGGCGGUGAUUCCAGAUCAAGUCCAUUUGAAUUUGACUGAGGACUGGAAUUAUUGAGAAUUGUGAUUGUGAGUGCAGUCGUCCAGAUGUAACGUACGCCGAACUUGUGAUCACGACUGUCUUCAUCAAAGCACUGCUAAAUAAGUGAAAAAUACUUCUCUCAAGUUAACUGGCUUCAGUCUGGCAGAGUGUUUUGCCCGGGACUGUCUCAUCAGACACUUUGUUGUUUUUUUAUUUGUUAUAUUUUGAAAUAAAACACUUGUUGUCCUA